This is a messenger RNA of Hemicordylus capensis (graceful crag lizard), 4036 nucleotides long. Its product is annotated as zinc finger protein RFP-like. Gene Ontology annotation, molecular function: zinc ion binding. Bases 207 to 1370 code for a protein of 387 amino acids. The transcript has 9 exons. The record is from RefSeq and is a predicted model, not a curated record. NCBI's taxonomy places the organism in Eukaryota, Metazoa, Chordata, Lepidosauria, Squamata, Cordylidae.
CAGCUGAGAAGCGGGAGAAAAGGAGCUCUUUGCAGCUUGUCUGCUGCUUCCAUUUCGGGACAGGAGAAGAAGCAGGAGAGACGGCGAACAGGCAAUUACCGGAAGAUGAACGCCCCAUGCUUGGGCUGCGGCUCGGAUUGGGUGGGAGGAGCCCAGAAGAAAACGAAACUCAGCCCGUCGACUUUUUCUGCUGUCUGCCUUGAGCCAUGGCUGCUCCCAGCCCGAGGAAGAGGUUUCAGGAGGAAGCAACAUGCACGGUUUGCCUGGACUAUUUCGAAGAUCCAGUAAUCCUAGACUGUGGGCACAAUUUCUGCCGAGCCUGCAUUGCCAAGUGCUGGGGGGAGUCCCCGAGAAACGCUUCCUGUCCUCAGUGCAGAGAGAGCGUUCAGCCUACAGACCUGAAGCCAAACAGGCAACUGGCCCGUGUGAUCGAAGUAGCCAAAGAACUGAAUGUGCUCCUGAGGCAGGAAGCAGGAGGGUGGGGAGUCUGCGAGAGGCACCAGGAGCCCCUGAAGCUCUUCUGCAAGGACGACGAAGCUCCCAUCUGUUUGGUGUGUGACCGAUCCAAGGAGCACCGAGAGCACGAUGUGGUUCCUGUGGAGGAGGCUGCCCAGGAGUACAAGGAUCAGAUCUGUAGCAGCCUGGAGAGUAUGAGGAAGGAGAGAGAAAAAACCCUGGCAUAUAAAGAAGACACAGAAAAGCAAAAGCAAGCCCUUCUUGAGCAAACAGGAACAGCGAAGCAGAAAGCAGUGGUUGAGUUCAGACAAAUGCACCAGUUUUUAGAAGAACAGGAGAAACGUCUGCUGGCCCAGAUGGAAGAGCUGGAGAGGGAGAUUGCAGCAAGGAGUGAGGAGCACUUGGCCAGACUCUCCGAGGAGCUCUCCUCUCUCGAAGGGACCAUCCUGGGGAUGGAGAAGAAGUGCCAGCAGCCAGCGGCUCAACUCCUGCAGGAAGUUAGAAACGCCCUCCAGUGUUCUGAGAAGAAGCUGUUUGAGAAUCCAGUGCCUUUUCAUCCUGGGCUGAAGCAGAGGAUUGGGGGAUGCCUUGAGAACCUUUCCUUUCUGGAGGGCACCUUGAAGGAAUUUAAAGUCAAACUGGAAUCAAGACUUCAGCUGCAGAAAGAAACCAAACAUUUAUCAUACACAUCUGACUUCUCAGUUGCAAAGCUGACAUCAAAUGCUUUCAUUUUCAAAGGUGCCCUCGAACCCCAGGCCAACCAGAAGGAACCGAGGUGGAAGACAAUACCUCUGCUCCCUGUUGACCGGGACAGGCGGUGGACACAGGACGAGAUCCUGGGCGUCGGCUCCCUGCUUCAGUCACAACGGAAGCGGAUUGUUCCACGGAGAAGCCAGCACCACCGGAUACUAUGACCGGCUCCCCCGGUCUAUCCUCAGUUACUGUAACCUCACAUUCCGCUCCUCCAGGCUCCCCAGUGGCCCUAGUGUCUGUUAGGUUCAACUGGGUGGGCAGUGCACCCAUCUAUAACUAUGUUUUUGUUUCACUGCUGCGGGACCUUCCCCCACCUCAAUUUCCUUUUCCUGGUCUUCUGCUUCACCUCCGGCCUGUCCAUCCUGGAGCAGGAGUCCGGGCCCAAAGGGGGGUGCAACCCUUGCUUGCGGAUUACCACUGAUGGCUGGAAGACCACUCAGAUGUUGGUCUAUCAUAGCUCAUACAGCUGCAAUGGCACCAGCUCAACCUGCCGCCAUGCUAACACCACUUACCGGGUGUGUACAGAGGCUGGCUCCAUAGUCUGCCACACCCCAGGCAGGCGGGCCAAGUGGCAGCUCCAGUUGUAUGGGCCAAAUUUUGGGAUGGGAGCUACCGCCUGUAGCCGACUCCUGAGGUAUACCACCGUGCCCGCCCAUAGCCAGGACAAGCCUUUGACCCUUUGCUUCGACACCUGUCAUGCCACAGACCAGACCCCGCCGGGGUAUAUUGUGGGGGGGUAGAAUGGGAACGGACCUACCGCACAGCCAGGUCCUAUGUAGGCUUCCUCAGGACUACUCUGAAUAGGGCCCCCGCUCGAUCUGGAAGGUGGGACACGAAUCGCCAGGGGUGGGUGAAUGCCUUGGGAGGCAAGAUUACCCACGGCCAGAUGAAACCAGACUGCAGACACCACUGCUGCACCUCCCCCUCUGCCUCAGGAUCACUCCUAAACAGGCCAAGAGUUCCUGGGUGCCAGUAGGAGAAGGAAAUUAUGAGGCUGAGGUUAGCAUGGGAAUCCAUGUCCCUGGGGCCAGGGAUCCAACCGGCCGAGUCCGGUUCCUGAUGAAAGGGGACUGGGAGAAGCCCACUGAACACCUUGUCCACACUACGUUCUGGAAGGAAAUGGGCACGGUCAUGGAAGUGCCAGCUGUUACCAAGAACCUGUUUGUGGACUUAGCAGAGCGAGUAUCCCUAAGCUUGAGUGUGACCAACUGCUACGUCUGUGCAGGCACUAAGAUGGGCGAACAGUGGCCCUGGGAGGCGCGGGAGGUGGAUUAUGUCAAAAUAAGCAGAAGCCCAAAUCUAACUUGGACAGAUCAUCAGCAUCCCACCCGGUGGGUCCUCCAGAAUUCCAUCAUAGGGUCCAGAUGUUUUAUUCGCCCGGCUGGGCAGAAAUAUAACAUCUCCAUGGGGGCCCCGGCCUGUGAGGCAGGGAUGGUCUGCAACACCACUAGGAAGUGGAUGGACUUCAAUCAUGCAGGCUCUAAGAUUCCCCCCAACCCUUAUAAUCAGUCUACCCAGAAGAGUCUAUAUAAUCUCUGGGAGGACCCCUGCGGGACCUCCAGCUCUUGGGAGGCUCCAGACCACCAGUACUGGAUUUGUGGGACAGCUGCCUAUGUCAGUUUGCCUCCAACUUGGGCAGGAAGCUGCGUGCUGGGGACAAUCAAACCCAGCUUUUUCCUCCUUCCCAUAAGGGCAGGCGAACGACUAGGGGUCCCAGUCUAUGAGAGCCGAGGGUGGACCAAGCAGAGUCUUGGGUCACCUCUGAGAAUAGGAAAUUGGAAGGACAAUGAAUGGCCCCCAGAGCGGAUAAUACAGUAUUAUGGGCCCGCCACUUGGGCUCAGGAUGGCACUUAUGGAUACAGGACUCCUAUAUACAUGCUCAAUCGCAUUAUCAGGCUACAAGCAGUGUUAGAGAUUUUCACAAAUGAGACUUCCCUGGCUCUCAGCCUCCUAGCCAAAACUAACACCCAGCUCUGCACGGCAGUGUACCAGAACCGCCUAGCACUUGACUAUCUGCUAGCAAUGGAGGGUGGUGUGUGUGGCAAAUUCAAUCUCUCCAACUGCUGUUUCCAGAUCAAUGACCAAGGGAAAGCCAUAGAGGAGAUCACUGGCCGUAUGUGCAAACUAGCACAUGUUCCUGCCCAGACCUGGCAAGGCCUAGACACCCCUGAUUGGUUUGGGAGUUGAUUUGAGUACUUGGGAGGUUUGAAAACAAUGGUGGGGGGAAUUCUGAUAUUGUUGCUGGGCUGUAUGUUGGUACCUUGUAUAUUACCCUUGCUUCUCUCCUCGGGGUGACGGGCCCUUGAGACAAUGGUAGAAUGAAAGAGAGCUGUUCACCUCCUGCCUUUGUACCAAGCACUGUCCAGAAAGGACAAUGAGUAGUGAGUGGGGGAAUGAGGCAGACUCAGGUUUGUGAUCAAACCCGAUGGUCAAGAAAUGGUUAAAGGGUCUGCAAACUGCUUAAUUGCGACUUACCAAAAGCAAUAAUUCUCGCUGACAUGGCAGGAAUGCAGGCAAGGGGCCCUGGUUUGGUAUCUGUAGAUAACAAGGCGUGCAGGCUAGCAUCUUCAAGGCCACAUCUGGGAGAGAAAAUAGCUUGGCUGUAUGGAGGGAGGAGGAGGAAUGCUUAAUUAUAGUUAGAGGAAUAUUGUCUGAUUGUAAUAAUUGUAAAAUGACGAUUAAGUGAUGCUAACCAAUGAGGAUUGUAUCCACUGUUUGUAAAUUAAUGUGAGUAUAAAAGCUGAAGUCAUGAUGUAAUCUGCAUCUCAGGCUUUGGAAUCUAUUCCAUUGAGAUCAAUUGCUGGCAAUAAAUUCUGCUUUCUCUCAA